AUGACUGAGUACGGGAUCGCAUUUACGGUAGUUCAAGGCCUAGAGAGAAACAGGAACAACUGUUUUGACCCGAAACAUUUAUAUUCGGUCCACCUCUUGUCGCCCAACAACGACAAUCUGCAAAGUAAGGAUCUUUCAUUGUGCUUCUAAGAAGUCUUGAGAACCUGUCACAUGAAAAUUCACUUAAAAUUCGGAAAAUUGGAAAAGAUUUUCCUUUCUCUGUAUUAUCAUUUUGCCAGGCUGGCUUAACCAAAAAUGGACUGCAUUCUGCUGAGACCGCGUCUCACCCAGAAGGCGCCGCGUGGAGGCAGCAGUCCAAGCCUUCCGGUUAAGGAUCUUUAUUGGUUGCGUUAGCAAAUGAGCCUAAACAACUUCCGACCCCACCAAAUCUUUCACCCGACUCGCGGUGGCUUUCGCGCCUUUGCAUCUUAUAUCAGGAGGACAGCAAAAAACGUUCGCCUUAAUUUAUUUUUCUGUCAGGACCGAGGCUAUCCGUUUGAAGUACCUCCGUUACUAUUUAGUAGCAAAUUCCAUCUCUGAAGCUGUACAUGAAUUUUUUUUUCGAUAGAGAAAUACGAAUUGUAGGGGUUGUUUGUAGCAAAGAAGCGGAAAUGAUUGAGAACUUUUUUGGUUAUUUUUCUCCAACUUUUCUGGUUAUUUUUCUCCAUGAAAAAUUGCAUGGAAGGGGAUUUUUGAUAUGCGGUGUAAAACUACAGUACCGCUCAAAAGUGUAUUAAGUUUUGGUUUUUUGAGGAUAUCUCAGCGAGUACUUAUCCGAUUUAUAUAUAACUUUUAGGGAUAAUGUAAAAUAUACUUUGAAACAUAUACGGUAUACAAAUACAUGUCCGCAAUCACUGUGGCGCGUUUUAGGAAUUUUUUGAAUUCAUGUUUUUUUAUGCUUUUAUUUUUUAUUUAUUUUUAUUAAAUUUUUAAAAAGUAAUAAUGUUGCCAUGAGUUCUUUUUUUCCUGUUUUCAGACCCGGGAAGAACCUCUGGAAAAAAGGAUUUGACUGAUAACGACAAAAGAGCCAUCGUUGUGGGUCGUCAAAAUGGACUGACCAUGAUGACGUUGGCAGGAAUGUUCGGCGUGACAGAGGCGUGCGUUUCUCAGUUCCUAAAGCGUUGAAAAGCUCAAGAUGGCUCUACUAAGAGCCAACGCACUGGAAGACCACGUGUCACUGAUCGUAAUGACGAUAGAGUCAUUUUGAAGACGUCUAGAACCAAUCCAAGACUCACCGCCCCUGCGAUCAGACGGGAAGUUUUCUUGAAUUCGCCAUCUCCGCCAUCCGUCUGGUCUGUGAAACGACGUCUGAAUGUUGCUGGAGUCAUGGGAAGACUUCCAGUGAAAAAACCGCUGAUUUCUGAAAAGAAUCGAGCUGGCAGGGUGAAGUGGGCGAAAGAGCAUCUCAACUGGACCCGUCAAGACUGGAACAAGAUACUGUGGUCCGACGAAACGGUCCUCCACCAUGUUUCACAGUGGGUAAUUGGUAUUUCGGAUGAUAUCUGGACCCAAUUGGUCUAUGAACCCACUGAAUUCCGUCACUUCCAAAGAGGAGGAACUUGCUUUCGUCGGACUACAGAAUCUUGUUCCAGUCUUGACGGGUCCAGUUGAGAUGCUCUUUCGCCCACUUCACCCUGCCGGCUCGAUUCUUUUCAGAAAUCAGCGGUUUCUUCACUGGACGUCUUCCCAUGAUUCCAGCAGCAUUCAGACGUCGUUUCACGGUCGAGACGGAUGGCGGAGAUGGCGAAUUCAAGAAAACUUCCCGUCUGAUCGCAGGGGCGGUGAGUCUUGGAUUGGUUCUAGACGUCUUCAAAAUGAUUCUAUCGUCAUUACUGUUGAAUAUGUGAAUUGAUAGUGAUCAAAUAAUAGAUCACGUGAGAGAUAUCCCAACUAAGAGUAUAAAAGAAGUCGGGAACUCAGAUCAUCAUCACUCGUACCGCCCCCGUUUCGCCUCCAGCCUCGCCGUCGCUUCAAGCCUCGGACUGA
Molecule: messenger RNA, 1986 nt
Organism: Caenorhabditis auriculariae
Lineage: Eukaryota; Metazoa; Nematoda; Chromadorea; Rhabditida; Rhabditidae
Source: the annotation of a GenBank genome assembly